This is a messenger RNA of Geodia barretti, 1344 nucleotides long. Lineage: Eukaryota; Metazoa; Porifera; Demospongiae; Tetractinellida; Geodiidae. The record is from the annotation of a GenBank genome assembly.
AACACAAGACCCACUCAUGCUACUGCAUCAAGCUGUUUCACGCCAUCACGGCACAAUACACCUGGUGUAUCAGUCCGUAUCAGUGAUUACCCCGGUCACACUUCUACAGCAUCAAACCGUGUCUACAGAUCACACAGUGUUACGUCAUAUGCAUCAAGUGGUGUCACCAGAUCACCUGGACGUGUACCAGCAUCAAGCGGUUUCUCUGGAUCACCAAAUCAUGUAUCUAGAGCGUCAACUGUGUCAGGAAUUUCAAACCGUGUCAACGCUAGUCGCACCCCCAGAGGUUCAAAUGCAUCAAACUGCAUCAAUGAAUCACUUGGUCAUGUCCCAGGAGUGUUAAAUGCGUCAAGCAGUGUCAGUGAAUCACAAAAUCAGGCCUACCACACAAAUUCUCUUCUAUGGAGCCUUCCCUCGUCAAGUCGUGCGUCAAGCCGUGUCUCGAGAUCGUCUGGCCGCGUGUCUAGUCUCUCCAAUCGUACCGGCAGUUUCUCAACAUUCAGCAGUAUUCCCGAAGAGUGCCACGCCCCUCUUUCUCGUCCAAGCCACACCUACUCACCUAGUAAACUACCUGUCACUGAAGAGGCAGACGACCCAGACCUGGACGCUCUCCUCGCCGAUCUCUGCCAGCUGGAGGAAGACACGAAGGCCCAGCUGCAAUCCUAUCAGUCCCAUCUCGUCACCCCGGACACCGCCGAGGCCAACAGGAUGCACACCCCCGACCUCCUUGAGGAGAGAGUGACUGAAUCACAGCAACAGUCUCCGCCCACUCUUAACCCCCCUACUGCUGCCAGUGUCACUAGUACUAACAGUGGGUACUCCAACCUAAUGAUCAGGGACCCACCCACUGCGGCCGUCUCCUCCAAGGACUUUGCCGACAUUAUGGAGAAUCUGCAGAAUUCCCGCAACGUCAUACAAGACCCUUCCCGGGCCCUGGCCUUCUCCAUGUACCAUUCCAAUGAAACAGAUGGCAAGGCUCCUCCCCCUCCCUCCACCUCCUCCUCCUCCUCCUCGGAGCACACCGACAUAUUCUCCGCCAGUCGCCGAGAGUCCCAGAGACCUGGAACCGGUAACGGGGGUAUGGGAACCGGACCCAAGGGAACGCGCAAGUCUUCACUCAGAAGGGCUUCUAGUCGCGACGGAGAGUCAUCACCGGCCCACAAUGUGGUGCAGAAACAACUGGAUGCCUUUGCCGACCAACUAACUGUCGACGAAGCUCUUACUGCAGUACGUUUAUCUCUGAUAAUAGUUAGCCUAACUUAUUUAGAGCGAAUUCUAAUUGAUGCACACCCGAUUUGCCGACCAACUAACUGUCGACGAAGCUCUUACUGCAGUACGUUUAUC